Molecule: messenger RNA, 827 nt
Organism: Aspergillus heteromorphus CBS 117.55
Lineage: Eukaryota; Fungi; Ascomycota; Eurotiomycetes; Eurotiales; Aspergillaceae
Product: ribosome biosynthesis protein NIP7
Exons: 4
Coding region: 53-619 (188 amino acids)
Biological process (GO): ribosomal large subunit biogenesis; ribosome assembly
Cellular component (GO): nucleolus; preribosome, large subunit precursor; nucleus
Molecular function (GO): RNA binding
Source: RefSeq, a predicted model, not a curated record
CUCGCUUUUUGGUCACCCCGGGGUUUAGGCUGUUGCUCAGCGGACUUCCAAGAUGCGUCAACUCACUGAAGAGGAAACUCGUACCCUGUUCGAGAAGCUGGCCAACUAUGUCGGCAGAGGACUGAACGAGUUGAUCGCGCCGCCCUCCGGCUCGGAAGACCCCAAUGAGCGCUACGUGUUCAGAAUGCACCAGAUGCGGGUCUACCACGUUAAGCUCGGCCUCGUUGGGCUCGCCACAUCGAUCCCUCGCGACAACCUGCUCUCGCUCGGCACCUGCGUCGGAAAGUUCACCAAGACCGGAAAGUUCAGAAUCCAGAUCACCGCGCUGGAUCUCCUAGCGCCCCACGCUCGGUACAAGGUGCACAUCAAGCCCAACGGAACGCAGCCUUUCCUGUACGGAGGAAACGUGCUGAAGGCGCAUGUGGGACGCUGGAGCGAGGAUUGCCCCGAGCACGCGGGUGUGGUGGUGGUGGACAUGAACGAUACACCCCUGGGAUUCGGAGUGACUGCCCGCUCCAGCGCCGAGUCGCGGAAACUGGACCCCACGGCCAUCUGUGUCUUCUCGCAAAGUGAUAUCGGAAACUAUCUCCGCGACGAAGAUACUCUGUUUACGACCUAAGAGGGGGGCUUGCAUACGCGGGAUCGAACAUGGGAUUUUCAUCAUAGAUACCGGGGGAUUCUCGCAGGAGUUCUGGAGUCGUCUGUCUGUUCGUUUGGAAAAGUGUUUGAAUUGUCUUCCGGCAUUUGAUGUCCUGCACCCUGUACGAUAUUGUCUGGCAUUGGCUCGGGCUGGCUGUAAAUGACUGGUGCUUGAUAGCUGCAAGGAU